ACCCCAAUCAUCUGGAUCCUAGGUCAAUGCUCAACCGCUGAGCGACGCCCAGCCAGGCUGUAUUUGAAGAUUUUUAACAACUGUUUGAAACCUCAGGGAGUGUUUGAGUAAAUUGCUUGCUUCACAAUUUGUUAACUAGAAAGUAUGUUCUUGACUUUGUUACUUAUAAUACCCCAAAUGAGACCCUAACUAUUGCUUUCUUCUUACUAUCCUAUAUGUAAAGGGGACAGUUUAUACCUAUUUCUUUGGUUGUUAAUAUAGUAACUUUUAUGAAAGUCUCAGUACAUAAAAAAUUUCAAAUUGUUUCUUAUUUUGAAUUCUUAAAAUUAAUAUAUAGGUAUUAUGUUUAUCUUAUGUUUAGGAUUUUAUGAAAAAUGGAAAAUUAUGAGGCAUUUGUAGGCUUUGAUCUCUGUAAGAUACCACUCUCCAGUGUUGCUCAGAAGAUUAUGUCUGCUAUGCGUUCAGGUGAUUUAGUGGAGUCUAAGAAUUGGAGAGAGAGUGAAAACACUGCGGACGUGGUUGGCAAGUCCAGUGCGAGGUGUUCAGCACUGCCUGAAGAUGGGAGGGAUCAAGCACUGGGAACAAAGGAUCUUAAUUCUUUCACAAGCCAGACAUCAAGAGCGUCCAUCAAACUCUCUUCUCAGUCCUCCAGUAUCAGACUCACAGGUCAGCUGUCUGCUGACCAAAGACAGAACGUCAGCUCACUGGCUCCUUCCAGUUGUCUAAUGCCGCAGUGUAACCAAGAGGCUUCAGUUCUACAGAGAAAGGAACAUGAAAGAAAACAUUUCCUAAAACAAUACAUAAAUAAUGAAAAUAAAGAAAGCCUGAAUCUUAAAAGAAAAGGAAUGACAUGUAAUAAUUCACCUGAGAAAAUAAGUAAACAUUCAGCGCUGAGAGAAGCUGAUGAGGUGGAAGCCUCCCCAAAUUCUGGGGACUUGAGAGAGUUCAGGAACCAUUUGUGGGAUGUCAGGUAUUUGAAUGAUUUGGAGAAGAGCCAGCUGAUUGAAACCCUCAAGCAGGCAGGAGCCCUGGUGGUAACUCUGAUGUAUAAGGAUGGUUCCACCCAGCUAAGAGCUGACCAGGCUCCAGUUUCCUCUGUUAAAGGAGUUGUGAUGUUAGUACAGAGACACUCAGGAGAAGGCAGCAGUUCUCUGGGUGCCUCAGCCUCUGUCCAGGUUCUGGAGGAAGGCUUUGUGCCCCAUGGUCGGUGCAUCUACAUAAAAACAGAGCACUCUGCUAUCUGGAGCCAAGAGCAAGAGGCACACAAUCAGUUUGCCAGGAACAUGCUGUUUCAAAUAUUGAAGUGUAACUGUCCUGUUAUUUGUUUCAAUGCUAAGGAUUUUGUGAGGACAGUGCUGCAGUUUUUUGGUGGUGAUGGCAGUUGGAAGCAUGCUGCUGGUUUUGUGGGGCUGGACCCCAGAAUUGCUGCGUGGCUCAUAGAUCCUAGCGACGCUGCCCCCUCUUUUGAGGAUUUAGUGGCGAAAUACUUUGGAAACUCCAUCACGGUUAAAGUGAGCAGCACAUACGGAAAUUCCUCAAGAGCCACUGUGAAUCAGAACGUGUGUGCAAACCUGAAGAUACUCUACCAGCUUACGAUGUACCUUUGCUCUCAGCUGAAGGUUCAUGGUUUGUGGCAGCUGUUUUGUACUUUGGAGCUUCCUCUGAUACCAAUUUUGGCAGUGAUGGAAAGCCACAGUGUUCAGGUGAACAAGGAAGACUUGGAGAGGACCUCAGCACUUCUUGGGUCUCGCCUCAAGGAGCUGGAGCAAGAAGCCCAUUUCGUGGCAGGUGAACAAUUCCUUGUAACGAGCAGCAAUCAGCUUCGAGAGAUCCUCUUUGGCAAACUGAAGCUGCACCUGCUGAGUCCAGCGGAGACACUUCCCAGGACGGAGCUGCGGGGACACCUGUCCACAUCGGAAGCCGUGUUAAAUGCCCUGCAAGACUUUCAUCCAUUACCCAAGAUCAUUUUGGAAUACAGGCAGGUUCACAAGAUCAAGUCAACCUUUGUAGAUGGACUACUAGCCUGCACGAAAAAGGGCUCCAUCUCCUCCACCUGGAACCAGACUGGGACCGUGACGGGAAGACUUUCUGCCAAGCACCCGAACAUCCAGGGCAUCUCCAAGCACCCAAUUCAGGUGACUAGACCUCAGAAUUAUAAAGGGAAGGAGGGGGUCCUCACCGUCUCGCCCAGGACCGCGUUUGUCUCAGCCAGAGGCCACACCUUCCUGGCAGCAGACUUUUCACAGAUUGAAUUGCGCAUUCUUGCACACUUAUCUGGGGAUCCAGAACUUUUGAAGUUAUUCCAGGAAUCAGAAAGAGAUGAUGUAUUUUCUACCCUGACUUCACAGUGGAAGGACAUCCCCACAGAGCACGUGACGCACACAGACAGAGAGCAGACCAAGAAGGUGGUGUACGCCGUGGUGUAUGGCGCAGGGAAGGAGCGGCUUGCUGCUUGCCUCGGAGUUACCCUGCAGGAAGCCUCCCAGUUUCUGGAGAGUUUUUUGCAGAAGUACAGAAAAAUCAAGGACUUUGCCCAGGAAACCAUUGCCCGGUGCCACCAGACAGGCUACGUGACGUCCAUCAUGGGCCGGAGGAGACCGCUACCAAGGAUCCAUGCGCAGGACCAGCAGCUCCGGGCUCAGGCAGAGCGGCAGGCGGUGAACUUCGUGGUGCAAGGCUCCGCCGCGGACCUCUGCAAGAUGGCCAUGAUCCACACCUUUGCUGCCGUGGCCGCUUCCCCCACCCUGACUGCAAGGUUGGUUGCCCAGAUUCAUGAUGAGCUGCUGUUCGAAGUGGAAGACUCACAGGUUCCGGAGUUUGCAGCUCUUGUCAGGGGCGCCAUGGAGUCAUUGCAGCACGUGAGGGCAUUGGAGCUGCAGCUGCAGGUGCCCCUGAAGGUGAGCUUGAGUGCUGGCCGCUCGUGGGGACACCUGGUGCCACUGCAAGAGGCUGCGAACCCUUGGCCACGCCCAUGUCCUGCCGAGUCUCCAAGCAACCACCAGGCCACCGCUGAGCCCCUGGUCAGCACCUGCCCCCCCGGGCCUUCGUUUUGUCUGUAGUCCAGGGCAACAGCA
Molecule: messenger RNA, 3074 nt
Organism: Miniopterus natalensis
Lineage: Eukaryota; Metazoa; Chordata; Mammalia; Chiroptera; Miniopteridae
Gene: POLN
Product: DNA polymerase nu
Biological process (GO): DNA-templated DNA replication; double-strand break repair
Molecular function (GO): DNA-directed DNA polymerase activity; DNA binding
Source: RefSeq, a predicted model, not a curated record